GCGCGCCGAGCAGGGCCGGGCCGAGGCGAGCGCCGCGCGGCCACCAUGGCCACGGACGAGCUGGCCACCAAGCUGAGCCGGCGGCUGCAGAUGGAGGACGAGGGCGGUGAGGCCGCGGAGCCGCCGGGGCUGAAUGGCGCGGCGGCGGCGGCAGGGGCGCCCGACGAGGUGGCCGAGGCGCUGGGCAGCGCGGACGACGAGCUGAGCGCCAAGCUGCUGCGGCGCGCGGACCUCAACCAGGGCAUCGGCGAGCCGCAGUCGCCCAGCCGCCGCGUCUUCAACCCCUACACCGAGUUCAAGGAGUUCUCCAGGAAGCAGAUCAAGGACAUGGAGAAGAUGUUCAAGCAGUAUGAUGCUGGGCGGGACGGCUUCAUCGACCUCAUGGAGCUGAAGCUGAUGAUGGAGAAGCUGGGGGCCCCCCAGACCCACCUGGGCCUGAAGAACAUGAUCAAGGAGGUGGACGAGGACUUCGACAGCAAGCUUAGCUUCCGGGAGUUCCUCCUGAUCUUCCGCAAGGCGGCAGCAGGGGAGCUGCAGGAGGACAGCGGGCUGCACGUGCUGGCCCGCCUCUCCGAGAUCGACGUCUCCACGGAGGGCGUCAAGGGCGCCAAGAGCUUCUUCGAGGCCAAGGUCCAGGCCAUCAACGUGUCCAGCCGCUUUGAGGAGGAGAUCAAGGCGGAGCAGGAGGAGAAGAAGAAGCAGGCGGAGGAGCUGAAGCAGCGCAAAGCCGCCUUCAAGGAGCUGCAGUCCGCCUUCAAGUAGCUGGCGCGGCCGCCGCCAGGGGGCGCGCCAGGCGGGCCGCGGAGCCCACGAUGGAAAACCCACCCACGGCUGUGAGCGGAGCAAGCCAAGGGGCUUCGCCGAGCUGGCCCGCCCGCUGGCUCCCUGCCCCCGGCCGCCGGCCGCGAGGCGGCGACACCAGCACUGGCCCCCUGCCUGGCCCAGCCUCCCUGGCCGCCCCUGCGCCUCGCACCCCUGGCUGUCCUGCUGCCUGCGGUAGCCCCCCCAGGCCCAGCUCCUGGCUCUGGCUCGAGGGCCCUCCCUGCCGCUCCACACACAUCCCCUCCCCGCCCAGGGGACCCCGCCCUUAACCAGCAGAGUGCCCCUGGGCCCCCUACUUCCUCGGCGAUCGUGGCAGUCAUGGGACCCGGGGUGCAGGGAGGCAGGGGGCCGCCCCCACACCUCCAGUCCCCCCCCAGCUCUGCCUGUACUCUGCUGGCAUGGAGAAGCGUCUGGGUGGGCAAGGGACUCAGGACCUGGUACCCACAGACAAGGAGACAGGGCCUGGCCAGGCAGAGUGAGGGGCCGCUGUGCCAAUCUACCUCACGGGCCCACACUCUGCCCGGUGCGCCGUGGGAGCCUAGCCAGGAAGACGGGGGGCAGAACCCACCGCUCCCUACCACCCCUCAGGACAACCUGGGGGCUCCAGGGGGCUGGAGAGAACAGGGUGGGGCAGAGAAGAGCAAGCCAGUGCUUCAUCACAGGCCUCCCGGAAGCUUCUAGAAGCUUCUAGAAGCGCUGCUUGUGUUUGCAUGCCCCAGGAUGGAGCAGGCCUUGCUCUGCCCUUUCACACCUUCCUUCCCCAAGUAAUGCUCACCACCUCCUCCCUCGGCGACAGGACGGCACCUGCCUGUCGUGCCCAGCCCCCCGUGCCCAUCACCAGCGGGUCAGUGGCCAUGGUCCCCCCCAUGUGCUUGCUAACGUGUGUGUGAGUGUGUGCGCGUCCGUUGCUGUGUCGUGAACUUGAGCGUCGCCCAGUCCGUACACGUGAACGGCCCCCGGGCCACCCUUAUGCAACUUCCUGUGUGUGUCAUGUAUCACUGCUUUUUAAACUCAGUAAUUGUUUAUUUUAGUAACACCCCCCCCCGAGAGUCCACACAGCGCCCGUGCACUUCAGAGGUCUGAUUUUUUUGGCCUUAGAACCUGCAGAAACGAGGAGGCCCCGAGCCCGGCGCCGCGGCCUCGGCCCAGACUGCAUUUGCCUUAGUGGAUGUGUCUAUACAGAUGAAUAUAAAUCGUUCUUUUCCUUUGGGCUUUUGGCUUUUUAUUUUUUUCCACCCUUCUCACAAAAAAAAAAAAAUGCUACAUCUUCAUUCGGUGGUACGAUUAUUUUUUUUAACUAAAAUAAGAUAAAAUUCUA
Messenger RNA from Lepus europaeus (European hare), 2140 nucleotides. It is a transcript of the gene EFHD2, whose product is annotated as EF-hand domain family member D2. Bases 46 to 762 code for a protein of 238 amino acids. Gene Ontology annotation, molecular function: calcium ion binding. Lineage: Eukaryota; Metazoa; Chordata; Mammalia; Lagomorpha; Leporidae. The transcript is spliced from 4 exons. The record is from RefSeq and is a predicted model, not a curated record.